Camelus dromedarius (Arabian camel) is the source of this 1936-nucleotide messenger RNA. RefSeq names its product EH domain-containing protein 1-like. Gene Ontology annotation, molecular function: calcium ion binding; protein binding; GTP binding. Gene Ontology annotation, biological process: endocytosis; endosomal transport. NCBI's taxonomy places the organism in Eukaryota, Metazoa, Chordata, Mammalia, Artiodactyla, Camelidae. The record is from RefSeq and is a predicted model, not a curated record. Gene Ontology annotation, cellular component: plasma membrane; cytoplasm.
CGGCCGGGCCCCGCCUCGGCUCCGCGCCCUCGCCCGGCUCUCAGCCGCCGCUCCGACCCGCAGCAGCCAGCCCAGUCUCCGGCAGCAUGUUCAGCUAGGUUAGCAAGGAUGCCCGCCGCAAGAAGGAGCCCGAGCUCUUCCAGACGGUGGCUGAGGGGCUGCGGCAGCUGUACGCGCAGAAGCUGCUGCCCCUGGAGGAGCACUACCGCUUCCACGAGUUUCACUCGCCCGCGCUGGAGGACGCUGACUUCGACAACAAGCCCAUGGUGCUCCUCGUGGGCCAGUACAGCACGGGCAAGACCACCUUCAUCCGGCACCUGAUCGAGCAGGACUUCCCAGGGAUGCGCAUCGGGCCCGAGCCCACCACCGACUCCUUCAUCGCAGUCAUGCAUGGCCCCACCGAGGGCAUGGUGCCGGGCAACGCGCUGGUCGUCGACCCACGGCGCCCCUUCCGCAAGCUCAAUGCCUUCGGCAACGCUUUCCUCAACAGGUUCAUGUGUGCCCAGCUGCCCAACCCGGUCUUGGACAGCAUAAGCAUCAUUGACACUCCCGGGAUCCUGUAUGGAGAGAAACAGCGCAUCAGCAGAGGUUAUGACUUCGCGGCCGUCCUGGAGUGGUUCGCCGAGCGGGUUGACCGCAUCAUCCUGCUCUUUGAUGCCCACAAGUUGGACAUCUCUGACGAGUUCUCGGAAGUCAUCAAGGCCCUCAAGAACCACGAGGACAAGAUCCGCGUGGUGCUGAACAAGGCUGACCAGAUCGAGACCCAGCAGCUGAUGUGGGUCUAUGGGGCCCUCAUGUGGUCCCUGGGGAAGAUCAUCAACACGCCCGAGGUGGUCCGGGUGUACAUCGGCUCCUUCUGGUCCCACCCACUCCUCAUCCCCGACAACCGCAAGCUCUUUGAGGCUGAGGAGCAAGACCUCUUCAAAGACAUCCAGUCUCUGCCCCGAAACGCCGCCCUCUGGAAGCUCAAUGACCUGAUCAAGCGGGCACGGCUGGCCAAGGUCCAUGCCUACAUCAUCAGCUCCCUCAAGAAGGAGAUGCCCAAUGUCUUUGGUAAAGAGAGCAAAAAGAAAGAGCUGGUGAACAAUCUGGGAGAGAUCUACCAGAAGAUUGAGCGGGAGCAUCAGAUCUCCCCCGGCGACUUCCCAAACCUCCACAAGAUGCAGGAGCUCUUGCAGACCCAGGACUUCAGCAAGUUCCAGGCCCUGAAGCCCAAGCUGCUGGGCACAGUGGACGACAUGCUGGCCAACGACAUCACCCGGCUGAUGGUGAUGGUGCACCAGGAGGAGUCCCUGAUGCCUGCCCAGGUGGUGAAGGGCGGCGCCUUCGAGGGCACCAUGAAAGGGCCCUUCGGGCAUGGCUAUGGCGAGGGGGCCGGCGAGGGCAUUGAUGACGUCGAGUGGGUGGUGGGCAAGGACAAGCCCACCUACUAUGAGAUCUUCUACACCCUGUCAUCCGUCAACGGCAAGAUCACGGGCGCCAACGCCAAGAAGGAGAUGGUGAAGUCCAAGCUGCCCAACACGGUCCUGGGGAAGAUCUGGAAGCUGGCCGACGUGGACCGGAACGGGCUGCUGGACGAUGAGGAGUUCGCGCUGGCCAACCACCUCAUCAAAGUCAAGCUGGAGGGCCACGAGCUGCCCGCUGACCUGCCCCCACACCUGAUCCCUCCCUCCAAGCGGAGGCACGAGUGACCACCCCGCCAUCCACGACCCCACCUCAGUGCCCAGCCAGGCGGAGAGGCUAGGGGAGGGGAGGGUUAGCGGUUCUCAAGUCCAUAAAGACUGAGUGAUGUUUCCUCAGCUCGCAAAAGAAAACCACCAUCUUUCUCUUAAGGCUGCUCUUGGGGGAGGCAGGGGUGAUCCUCAUAUGUGAAUGAUGGAAUUUUGUGCAUAAGAACUACGGAUAUUUUUAAUAUAUAACGUUAGAGGCAGCGUUC